Rhipicephalus sanguineus (brown dog tick) is the source of this 957-nucleotide messenger RNA. RefSeq names its product procathepsin L-like. Gene Ontology annotation, cellular component: lysosome. The coding region runs from base 1 to 957 and encodes 318 amino acids. Gene Ontology annotation, biological process: immune response. Gene Ontology annotation, molecular function: cysteine-type endopeptidase activity. The transcript has 7 exons. Lineage: Eukaryota; Metazoa; Arthropoda; Arachnida; Ixodida; Ixodidae. The record is from RefSeq and is a predicted model, not a curated record.
AUGCGUACUAAAUUUAACGUCUUGCUGGGCACCUUGCUGGUGGUGGCCGCUACUAUUGCGGGUACCACCGCAGAAGACGACAACGACGCUUUGAAAAAUGAGUGGGAGGCGUUCAAGAAAGAACACGGGAAAAACUACGACGACGAUUCCGAGGAUGUUAAGAGGUUCAAGGCAUUCGUCGAAAAUAGACAGUUCAUACAAGAACACAACGAAAAGUUCAACAGCCAGCUUGUGUCACACAGCAUUGAGAUGAACCACUUUGGAGACUGGCAUGCCCAUGAAUUUCAUCAGUUGGCCGGCUGUGGAAACGUGAGCGAAAUGGAAGACGAUGGGUAUAGUGCAGAAUUUAAUAUCACGACAUUUAUUGGUGAAAGAACAGUGUUACCAGAGUAUGUCGAUUGGCGGGAGAGAGGCUACGUGACGCCUGUAAAAGACCAAGGUGCCUGUGGCACUUGCUGGGCAUUCGGUUCGACAGGAUCAAUUGAAGGACAGCAUUUUAGGAAGACCGGCCGACUCGUCUCUCUCAGCGAACAAAAUCUUUUCGACUGCAGUCCAAAAAAACAGGAGUUAUCUUGUCACAUCAGUUCAAGCCCGGUCACGUCUUUUAAAUAUGUGAUGGAAAAUGGUGGCAUCGACACAGAAGAGAGCUACCCGUAUGAAGCAAGGCGGGGUAAAUGCAGAUUCGAGAAGAAGAACGUCGGUGCCACCGUGACAGGCUACCAUAAACUUGAGAAGAACAACGAGAAAUUACUCGAGUGGGUCUUGGCGGUCGUUGGACCUAUCUCCGUGUUCAUCAACCCGCACCACAUGCACUUCAAGUUCUACAAAGACGUGAAAUACCGGGGCGUCCCGCUUGAGGGCUGGGGCCACAAAUGGGGAGACCAUGGUUACUUCAGGCUAAUUCGAGGCAAAAACAUGUGUGGCGUAGCUGAAAGUCCAUCGUUUCCUAUUGUUUAG